Molecule: messenger RNA, 975 nt
Organism: Seminavis robusta
Lineage: Eukaryota; Bacillariophyta; Bacillariophyceae; Naviculales; Naviculaceae
Source: the annotation of a GenBank genome assembly
AUGAUCCUGAUGGCACCCAAGAAGAAGAAGACGAUGAUGCUGUUGGCGUCUUCCUUUGUCCUCCUACAUGUAGUACCAUGGCUCCUCGUCUGCCCAGUACUGGUAGUAGCCGGAGAUGCUACAGAAGAACAUCAGCAGCAAUUUCUAAGGGCUGUCAUGAAACCAGAGCAGUUGAUCGAGCAUGAACGACAGCGAGAGCUGACCCUUUCCUACUGCGAGACUGGAUGUGACAAUGACCAAGAUUGCCAAGCAGUCUCCAUUUGCUGGAAGGAUUCUGGCAAAGUGCCUCUUUGUUGCAAAGAACGCGGCGUGAACAGCAAGGAUGUCUGUGCUCCAGCUUCCUGCGAUAACAAACCGUAUGAUCCCGAUUGCGAUCCCUCCAAAGACGACAGUUGUGACAAUAUUGGCGUCAACACGUGCUUUUCGGGACAAGCCAAACCAGUUCCCGCUCGCAUGGUGCAGGUGGGACAUGUGCUACAAGACGUUAUGAUUUCGAAUGAUGACAACAACAACAACAAUAAACGCAUGGUCGUGACCAACAUUCGAACCGUCACCCGAAACGGACUGUACGCUCCUUUGACCAAGGAUGGAACCCUCGUGGUCGCUGGUGGCAUUCUGGCGUCUAGCUACACCACUCUGCAACAUCCACAACAACAACAACAACAAUCCAACAAUAAUAAUAAGGGAUACGUGUAUCUAUCCGGCAUUGGGAGUCUCGAGUUUCUACAGCUCCAUCAGUCGGAUGUCGCGCAUUUGUGGAUGCGUCCUCUUCGACUCUUCUGCAACUUUGCAGAAACAGCAACAACAACAAUCUGCCACAACAACAACAAUGAUGUCGAGGAUGGACUGUUGCCGUGGGUUGACAUUGAACUCGGUGGACAACUACUGGAAUUCGAGACGACAAAACGCAUUCCUUUUGGCCAAACAGCAGCAAGAAGGACAGCACCAUCCAUUUUUGCUGUUCACGGAAAAUAA